UGCCCUAACAGAUAGCCUCACGUCUCCUCACGCCGGAGGAGAGAGAGAGAGAGCGCACCGACGCCGGCAAUGGCGGAGUGGAGGAACAUGGCGGCGGAGGCGGCGGCUCGCAGCUUCACCUACAUCAACGAGACGAACGCGAUAGCGGAGGGCAUCGCUGGCGCCCGCCAGCAGUACGGCCUGGCCGCCGAGGACUGCCGCGGAUUCGGCCCGGGCGUGCACCCGCCGCCCAACGCCGGCCAGGGCGCUUCAGCAGGCGGCCCCAUCAUCGACCUCGCCAUCCGCCGGAUCAAGCGCUUCAGCAGGUUCCAGGCCGUACUGGGCAACGUCUUCUCCCUCUGCGUUGCGCGCAUCGGGCUCCAGGGCAACGCGCUGUCGCGGUGGGACAGGUGGCAACUCCACCGCGCCGACGCCGCCCGCCACGCGGAGACGGCGUUGCAGCGCCUGCUCUCCGCGAGGUCGCACGGCCAUGCGGCCUUCAGCGUCUUCCAGGCCAUGCUCAGGCCUCCGUCGCCGCAAGCAGUCUCCCACGCCUGGGCGCCCGCGGCCGAGCAGCUCCUGCGCCGCGCGAUCGACGAUCUGGCCAUGGCGGAAGCCGCGGUGCGGCAGAUGCGCCCGGCCAUUACCGCCCAGUACUCCGACGCCUGGAUGCUUCUGCAUGGUUGGUAGCGGGCGCGGCGGCGAAGCAAUGACUCGGCCGAUCACCAAUCUCUCUUCUGUUUUGUUCAUCGAUCGAUACCUGCAGCUGCAGGAGCUGAAUUCUCCCAGGUCUCGGUUUUCCGUCCAUCAAGGUUCAGGUGCUAUGUCGAUCUGUCAACUGUGAUUACGAUGCACUAGCACUACUAUAGUUUCAGUUUGUGCUCAAAGAUUUGAUCCAAAACUGCACGUCGAUCUGUAAUGCUCGAUCGGUGGAUCAAGUCGAUCGACUCAGGCUUCUCUUGAAUCUUG
Triticum aestivum (bread wheat) is the source of this 948-nucleotide messenger RNA. RefSeq lists its product as uncharacterized. Bases 70 to 669 code for a protein of 199 amino acids. The transcript has a single exon. The record is from RefSeq and is a predicted model, not a curated record. NCBI's taxonomy places the organism in Eukaryota, Viridiplantae, Streptophyta, Magnoliopsida, Poales, Poaceae.